UUCUCUACAUGAUAUAUAGUACAUCACAAUUACGUAAAAUUCGAGCCGUGAACAGUAAAACUGACGAGUGACAUUUGUAUGGGCAAUGUUUCUUAUGUCUUUCAGAGCCGCCAAGAAUGUUUAGGGUAUAUGUCGGUAAUUUGAACCCGGAGGUCGAUGAAGGAACGCUGCGUGGCCUGUUCGAAGAACGAGGAGUACAGACAGGCAACAUAUUGGUGAAGAGAAAAUACGCGUUUGUCGACUGUCCAGACCAGGAUAACGUCGAUAGGGCCAUUGAAAGUUUAAACGGAUACAAUUUAAUGGGCUCCAACAUGCAGGUGGAACCAUCUAUGUCAAGAAGAAGAAGGUCCAACAAGCUUCAAGUCAAAAACCUGCCACACCUAUCUAGAGAUGAGCUGGAGAGUUUUCUGGGAAGCUUUGCCAAUUUAGAGAAAGUUGAACAAGCUGGAGCUGAAGGCCUGGUCUAUGUACAAUAUAGCAAUGCAGAUGAAGCACAAAUAGCAUACAAUCACAUCAAUGGUUAUGACUGGAGUGGAACAUUAUUAAAAGCCGACUUUGCCAGUAACAGAACCCGUAAAACAUUACGUGAGCCAAAUAUAUCUAACUCAGGUGGCGGUGGAGGAGGCAGUGGUGGUAACAGCGGUGGGCCAAACCGUCAAGUAGAGAUGCCAUUACGUAUACUUGUAGGCAGUGAAUUUAUCGGUGCCAUCAUUGGUAAACAGGGACAAACCAUUCACAACAUUACCUCACAAACAAAAGCAAGAGUGGAUAUUCACCGCAGGGAUGGUCAGGCAGUAUCAACUGAAACUCCUAUAACAAUAAAAGGAAGUCCAGAAAGCUGUUCAGAAGCAUGUAAAGAAAUGAUGACAAUUGUUCAGACAGAAGCCCAGAAAUACAACAAAGGGGAUUACCCAUUCAAAAUUCUAUGUCCAAACCAUUUAUGUGGGCGUAUUAUUGGAAAACAAGGCAAUGUCAUAAAGAACUUCAUGGACAAGACAAACACACACAUAGUUGUAUCCAGUGCUGGAGGUGGCCAGGGUGUGGCUGAUGCAAACAACAUGUAUGUGGAUCGAGUUGUCACUGUGACUGGAUCAGUCGAAAACGCAAGUCAAGCAGAGAGCCUGUUGUCAGACAAGAUGAGGAGGUGUUUCGAUCAGGACCAGCAUGGAUAUAUGGGUCAGAUCAGCAUGUUCGGUGGGAUGCCACCCAUGGCUCCAGGAAUGAUGCCAGGUUUCAGCAAUUACCAGGGAGUACGACCACCUUUCGGACAUUACCCUCCACCCAUGCAACAAGAAGGUUACUAUCCUGGAAAUAUGGGCUAUGGAGGCAAUGCACCAAUGCCACCUCCAGAACUGGAAGUGACAUACCUAUACGUCCCAGAGAACACUGUUGGAUCAAUUAUUGGGAGCAAGGGCGCCAAUAUUAAGGACAUAAGCAAGUCUACAGGAGCAAGAGUCAAGAUUAUCCAGCCUAGUGCAAAGGAGCCAAAUGGCGAGAGGAACGGGCAAAAUAUCCAGGAGAGACGAUGUAUUAUCACAGGGUCUCCAGAAGCUCAAUUCCAGGCACAUUUCCAGAUUUUCGACCGCAUCAAGAAGGAAGGAGGCUUCUCCAGAAUGGAGGAUGUACACCUAAGAUCAGAAAUCAUGGUACCAAAGGGCAUGAUAGGACGUAUAAUUGGAAAGGGAGGCCAGAAUGUCCGGGAAAUACAGAGAGUUAGUGGUGCUAUUGUUAACCUGCCAGAACUUAACAAUCAAAAUCCCUCUGAGGACGGAGAGGUGCCAGUCUCCAUUAUAGGCCAUUUCCAAGCCAUGCAGGCAGCCCAGAGACGUGUACGGCAGCUAGUAUCCAACUCAUCAAUUCCACCUAAACGCAGGCCUAGUCAGCGAGAACAGAACGGCAAACAACAAAUGUAAGAGGAGCUGCUCACAAGUGAACUUUGACCCCAGGCCAUUCGGGGUUGGGAUGUGUUACAUGGGAACAAGUUGGCUGCGAAAUGAUAAAAUUCUUUCCUUCCUUUUUAUCUCGAUCUUGAAAAUGUCCUUUAAGCUGCUCUCAUUCUCUCCCAGUGUUUCAUGUCAAUUGUUUGACAUGUGUAACCAAAAUGUCCUUUGUUAUGUCAAAGGCAUCAAAAUAAUUCACUGCAUUCUAUUAGAUCUUUUCUUGCUCAGAAUUGAGUGGGUAUUUCGUGUGACCAACUUGGAGGUUUUGCGGUAGGAUGAGAGAGAUAUAUUUAUUAUACCUAGUGUAUUAAGUUGGAACAAAUUUUAGACCAUUGUUGAUGUUUUCAAAUAUGCUAUGGUCUUUUUUUGUAAUAAAAUUUAUUUUUGAUACUUGUUGAGGAUUUUUUGUUAGAAUUUUUAUGACCUGUUUAAUAUGGGCAUUUUUAUUUGUCCGACUAAUAUUAUUAAAGAGGAAAAUAGAAAAAAAAAAUAACAAAAACUGAACCACUUCCAGCAAUUAAGCCAUUUCUAAAUCAGGUCACAAAAACGUUUUGCCCGCAUAUUGAUUGUUCAUUAUAUAUUUUAAGUGUCUGCUUGACUUCUUCGCUCUCAAAUGUUUUAUCGGAGAGCGUAAUGUUGUAUGGGAUCUAGUUUAUAGUAGCCUGAGCGUUGCUCCUCUCCGCCUGUUGUUAUAUUGUUCUCAGUGCUAUAAAUACUCGUUGGGAGCGAAGCAGUCAGGGCACACACUCUGGGAAAGUGGACAAAAUGGAAAUGGGCAUUUCAAUAUAAAACUAUAAUGAACUUGCAUACUGCAAAUAUAGGUCCUCCUCAACUUGUAAUGUCAUAUAAACAUUUUCUUUUUCUGAUAGCGAUUUUAUGUUAUGAUUUAAAAGGGCAGGGAUUAUAAUAUGGAUACUUUGAUAACAAGUCCCUUCUGUGGGGUAUAAAUCAAUGAGCAGGAGUUAUGGUAAUCAUUUCACCUUCUGCAAUGUAUUUCCUCCAAGUAAUUUCAACUUAAUUCAAAAGAUGGCAGUACCAUUUUGAUGCCUUUUCUUGAAAGGUUCAAAUAGACAACCAGCACGCUGCAUCGUUAAAGGAUACUUGUCAUGACCUGGUCCUAAUAUCACGGGAGAUAAUGUGGACACUUGAUAAACUACAUCAAAAUGUGGAAAGAUUUAAUAGUAACAAUUCAUUCAUUUUAAUUUCUUCUUUCGUUAUUACCAACGUGUAUGUAUUGUCAAUACAAUCAUUGACAUCUUGUGUAAAAACUAUGAUCUAUAUAUAUAUAUAGUUAUACAUUGAAGCAUUUUGUAUCUAGCAAUUUUUUUUUCUUUUCGUUAUUGAAUUAAAUUCUUGUAACUGAUAUGUGCCGAAGAUGGUAUCUAAUAUUGAAUGAUGUUAAAUGUUUUACAGUUGAUGAUUCAAUUUGGGUAAAAAAAUAUUUAAAAAAUUACUUUAAAAAAAAAAUCAACAUACAUUAACUUUUUGUUUUCACAAUUUUGUGUUUAAAAUCUUCAAGAGUCAAUGUUGAAGUUCACUGUUUUUACCAUUUAUGGUAGUUGGGUUAUACAAUAUUGUGCUAGUUUUCAUUCAGAGUGUUGUCAAUAAUACCUGUUUCAUUUUAGUAUGGAUAUUACACAAUUGCAAAGAGCCAAGUCUUGGACCCUGUGUACCCUUUUUAGACGUCCUUGAAUCCCCUCGCCCACCCCUAUUUGUUGUACCCUGUAUAGCAAGAUGCAUUUUAUGAACUUUUUAUUUGUCAAAUGCUGAAAUUUACUAACCUGAGGAUGAGUAGAGAUGAUUUACAAAAUUAACCUAACCCCCAAAAUGCCUGUAAUUUUUUGGAUCCAUGUGACGGCUCCGGUAUGGCCAGUACUGAUAUAUAAUCCAUUUGCCGAGUCGGUCAUGAAAUUUAAAGUUAACUCCAGGGAUUUACAGAGCAGCAUUUUUGCUUGGUGUUUCUAUAGAUGACCAGGCUGGCAUACAGUUUGUCAACUACCUCAUUACCUAAGAGGAAUGAUUUUUUUUUCAUUGUCAUUUUACCACAGUAGAUUGUAUGUGUUUUGUGAUGUUCAAGACUUGGCUCGCCUCGCCAGCUUUUGACCGGGCAUUUCUUUGUUGAUGAAGUAAUAUGCAAUGUAGACAUUUGUCAAAUCAUAUAACCUUUUAUGACUGUAGUUUCUGCUUAGUAUGAAAUAUGGAAAAUACCAAUAGAGAAUUUGUUUUCACUACUAUACACAAGUAUUGUCAAAAUGUAUAGUUUAAACAUUUUUGAGAACUUUUUUGAGUUGAUCUGUUUCAUUAUACAGACUUUGGUACAUAGAGAGCAGUAUUGCAUGUGAUGUAUCCAUUUUUCAGUUCUCGUUUUUCUUUUCUCCUUUGCCGAGAUGUUUUGUGUACAUGAUGAUAAAGAUGUUAAUCUUCGUACCUUAUAACAACAUGACAACAGGGAUGACUGUUGACCUCUUACAACAGAAAUAACUUCACUAUCUGCUAACUGAUACUGAUGCUAGGCAGGCCCAGUACACACUCUGGUGGGUACUGUGGCCAGGAAAGUAUGGCCAGCACACUAUAGCAGACUGAUCGACGGGGACAGACAAGUGUAUUCAACACUGCUCUAUCUGUUCUUGUCAUUUUGCAAUAUAACUUCUGUUUGUCUCCCUUUUCUACCAGGAAGAUUAAAAGUAUUCUAGUUUAA
Messenger RNA from Pecten maximus, 4638 nucleotides. RefSeq names its product insulin-like growth factor 2 mRNA-binding protein 2. Gene Ontology annotation, cellular component: cytoplasm; cytosol; nucleus. Gene Ontology annotation, molecular function: mRNA 3'-UTR binding. Lineage: Eukaryota; Metazoa; Mollusca; Bivalvia; Pectinida; Pectinidae. The transcript has 17 exons. Gene Ontology annotation, biological process: regulation of gene expression; nervous system development. The record is from RefSeq and is a predicted model, not a curated record. Bases 117 to 1913 code for a protein of 598 amino acids.